Messenger RNA from Zootermopsis nevadensis, 5445 nucleotides. RefSeq lists its product as uncharacterized. The record is from RefSeq and is a predicted model, not a curated record. NCBI's taxonomy places the organism in Eukaryota, Metazoa, Arthropoda, Insecta, Blattodea, Termopsidae.
UGUGAAAACUACUACGAUAAAAGAAAUCUGUUCACGAAGGCAGUGCCUUAUCCCCUUUAAAAUUUCAAUUGACGGUUGUCGGUCGUUUAAUGUUAAUUUGUGGUUUAUUGAAUGUGCGAAGGAAGUUCCGUCGUUAGGUGUGGUUACGCUAGGUUUAAUAAACGACUAUAGCAUGUUUAGUAAAGAUAAAAAUCAUGGAAUGUGCUUUUAAGUAUGGUCUCAGGAACAGAUCUCGAGGCAAGUUUAGGUUAGACGUUUUUCUGUAAGGUGUAAUUUGCAUUUUCCCAACGUGGUGUGCCUAAAAGAGGAUGGAGAAAGCAAGUAAAGCUCUUAGAAGACCAGUGAAGUGUACAGUUUACAAAGGACGGAGGCAGUAUGACCUCUGAAACGUUGGUUAACAUCUACCAGACUACACAGCGCAACAACCCAGAAGACGGAAAUCUUCAUACUCACCGCUGAGCAGUGUAAGGCUGAAGUCAAUGAGCAGUGGUCACAGGGAGCUCAACAUGGUUAUUUCAGAGCUCCGAGAUGUGCGCUCUACAGCAAAAGCCUUUGCAAUGGCUCAGAACACUGCUGCACAAGACAUGUUAAAAUGGUCCUUGAAUGAAGAAAAUCCAGCCAUUCAGGAUACCUUUGUUCAGCUUUCAGAACUUAAUGCCUUGUGGACAGAAGUUCAAAAGGAAUUUGCAGAUCACUUAAAAGAAUUCAUAACAAACUUUGAAAUGAUUCUUGAAGGUGAACAUCAUAUAGAUCAAGCAAGAACUCAUGUUACAGCGUGUGAAAUGAAAGCAAGUAAAUUUAGGAAAGAACUCAAGAAGGCUUCUAAACGAGGGAGUGCGGAAGAAGCUCAACAAAUGGAAAUUAAACUAGCUCAAGCUGAGAGGUCAUGUGAUCAGGCACAGUUUGAAGUGUUGGACCGCAUACAAGAAAAUGAAGCAGUGAAGUUAAUUCGAGUAAAAGAGGGUUUGCUAAAGAUUUCUGAUUCUUAUCUGGAACUAGCACAUAAAUGUCAUGUGAUUCAUGAAGCCCACCGGGAUAUUGCUUACCAGAUACCAGAUGUUCACAGUAAAGGUUUACAUGAAAUGAGAUAUUCAGGUUCAGGACUGGCUCAACAAGCUGUCCUGAGAGCAAAGGAACAAGUACGUGUCUACAGUCGGCAGGCUCCGAGUAUGGUCCCAUGUGCACCAAUUCAUGAAGGUCCUCCCCCUCCAUACUCACCUACAAAUCACACAAACAGUACUCCUUAUAACCCACAUUACACACCCCAGUCUUUCUCACCUGAAGCCCAAGGUUUAGAUUUUGCAAGUGAGAAUUUAAACCCUUUCCAUAUAAACCCCCAGACCUUUGGGUCACAUCGAUCCCUGGAAACUAGUGAGGAUGGUUCCAUUAGAGAGACCUCUCCAAACACAAAUCCAUUUAAUGAAGAAGAUGCUAGAAACCGGUUUCCAGAUUCAUGUACACAGAACUUAUCUUCUAAUGAUGAUGUUGGAAGGCAUCCAGAUUAUGAAGAGGAUUUGGCUGGUGCAGUUGGUAGGGUGAAGACAUGAUAAAAGUCUAUAUGAACAAGAUGAGAAUUUACAAAUCUAUACUUGAUUUGUAAGUAUUCAAAUGGUAACAGCCUAAAAUUGUCCCUUUAUAAACCAGCCCUUUUCCUUAGCAUAGCACUUUUUACAUGCUUUGCUAGGUUGACAUUUGCCAAAAACUGCAGACAGGUAACUUGAUGAAAUUCUUGCUUCUGUUAGGAUGUGUCGGAUUAGAUUCAAGAAACAUGUGAUUGAACUGAACAUCAAGGCAUUUUACCACUCAUUAAACAUGAAUGAAAUAAUUUAUUUUGUUGCUGCAUCCUUAUAUUGUGAUGCCAUUCACAAGUGAAAUUUUAAUUAUAGACGCAAAAAUAGAAUUUGCUGUGGCAGAAAAAUGGACCACAUAUGAAUAGUACAUUUAGUCCUUAUAAGUCAGUGUAGUUUAAUAUUGUGACGUAGGUUGGUAAUUACGCCCUUUAUUGCCAACCCUUGCUUUUUGGAGUCUGCUACCUUGAAUAUGACCUGACACACUUUUCACACGCCCAACACUUUGCUCGGUCUAGCUGCCGCGGUGCCCUCCAGCUUACUCUCUGCUUGCUAGCUCACACUUGGCCGCGCCCAGGAAUGCGACUUUGUUUAUAAUCCCCCUCCCAAAAUGUUGAAAGAUCCAGACUAGCUACCCUGGAAGUUAAGCGGCCCCUCCCCUCCCCUCCAGCACGAGGCCCCAGCACCCACGGUGACACGUCACAAUAUUUUAAACGAGCCCAUGGUUAGUGCUCAUACAUUAUAAAUUAAUUUAAGGUUACUAAAUGUUUAAAUACUUUAUAUAGGCCUAUGAUGCUGUAUAUAGUAAAUGUGUGAUUAGUUGCCCAAUUGUUUUUUGUUUUAUGCUAUCUGAAGAAUAUUAGUAAAGAGGUUAAUGAUGUUACAGUUAUAUGGAAUGUAUUUACCAUGCAUAAAUGCACAUUUUGCAUAAUGAGUGAAACUUUAGUUGGUUGCUGAUUAUUAUAACUAAUGGAGGUGAUAACAUGUUCAAAAUAAUCAAAAAGAAGAACAGUUUAAAAAUUUUGUCUUGUAACUGACUCUGCGGAGCAGAGGCCUUUAUGAAAGCUGAUGGUUGCUGUCUUGUUAACACAUUCCCUGUGUUGUAUGGAUCUCAAAGAUUAAUACCUUUAUAAAGAGAGCCUGCAUGUGUUCUAAUGCAACUGACUUUUAUAUUAACAAAUAGUUCAUGUCAGUUUGUGAGUUUGGACUUCUCCUUAUGACACUUUCAAUUUUUCUUUUCUGUAAUGCCAUUAUACUUUAACCCCACUGAUCUGUCUAGCCAUACAAAGUGUCGACAUGCUAUUGUGCCACAUGAUCACUACUUUCUUCAUUUGCUCUAUUUGCGUCAUCCCUUUGUUCCAUGACUACACCGAUAAUCUCUGCAUCAGUCUUGUACUGGAAGCCAGGUUCAGACAUAAGAUUUCAGGUUCUCACGGUUGUAUGAAGAUUGCUAAUGUUUCAGAGCUUCUACCACACUACACAGUGCAACAACCCAGAUUCACACACUUUACUUUGCAACCACUUUUCAAGGUUUUCUUCAUCAUUUUUUAUCCUUUUCAAAACAUUCACCAUGUCAGUGAAUGGCAGUAACAUGCCAGCAGCAAGAUUAUUGUUCAGCUAUGUUUAAGGCUUGUGAAGAGACAUUUUUAUUAUAAAAAUAUGUUUAAUGAAGAACUUUUUUUUUGUGUAUUUAGGGUGAUAGUGCAUUUGAUUGUACUUUGAUGAUGGUUUAUACAUAAUUUUUAUUUUAAUUUUAUGCAGACUUUAUUAGAUGUAAUUGAUUUUUACAAAUAUUUACUUCAGAAUUUGUGCCAUAUAAUUUUAUACAGAGGACUGGACAUUUUUAUUAAAACUGUAACAUGAAAUUUAUUCUCUUGUAAAUCCAAAUAAUGACUUGAGUGAAACUGGUAUAUAACAUAUCACAGCACUUGUAGUGCUGUAUUUCCAUUUUAAAGCAAUUGUAUUUGUACAUAGUUCAUGAAUUUUUCUUUUUAUGUUUGAUAAUUAUGGGGCUGCUGGCCAGAUUUUGACAUUGUUGUUAAACUGUUUACCAGUUUGCUACCAUGAUGCUUGGCCAAUUGGACCAUGUGUAAGACUUGAUGCACAGCCAAUAAAAUAUAAUCAUAUAAUUGUUAGAUCAUUCUUCUUCACAUUGGAGGUUGAGCGAUUAUUUUUACACUUGCAAAUAUCAUUACAAUCAUGCAAUGUGCCACUUAUGUGACAUCAAUACUUUGACCUAUGCAAAAACAACAAAUCAUACACUCUUAAUUUGUUUUUUAUUGUCAUUCAUUAUGACAAAUAUAUUUUGUCAGUCCACAAAAGUUUGUUAUACUGAGAUACUAUGGCAUAAAGGAGGAAUUUGCUAGUGGCAUUGUCUCCACUUAAGACAUAAUGAUUAUACCACCAUGACUUGACAUUUUGAGGGAAUUUGAGGUUAGAUUAUGGUAGCAGAUAUUUUGUAUUGUACACCUUACCAAUUAAAACACACAGUACUUAGGAGAUGGAUGAGUAUUAAUAUUUGUGUUGUGAUGCAGAAAACAAAUAUUUCUUUACCAGUGUGUAUCGCAUGAUAAAUACAAACAGUUAAGAAUUGUAUAUGCACUUUCAUUUCAUGAUAACUAAGUAGGAUUCGAGGUUCUCACUGUGGUGGUAAGUAGAGUUUGCACCUUUGCAUAGAUAAAGCUGCAGAUUGUUCACAGUUCACCAGUUGCGUAACCUUGACAUAGGUGAUACAUUCUGAUACUCUCAGUUUACAAGGAACUGUUUGGAAAAGAAAAAUAAUACUUGUUUUAGACUAUGAACAAAGUUAAAUAUGCCAUUAGAUAAUUUUUUGUGCAAAACUCGCUUGUCUUCAUGCUUCAGCCCUAUAUUGUCUCUAGUUACUUGUCCCUGUCAGAGUCUAUAAGACGUGUGCAAGCACACAGGUAUAAUUGCAUGUAUUUUUGUAUCGAAAUAAUUAAAUAUAUCAAAUCCAACUUCUUCCUGUAUUAUUUAGAUGUUUUUGGCAGUGGUGUAUUAGUAUUAUAUUUUGUUUUGACAUUCAUUUCCAGUUACUUAAAAUUAUACCAGUAUAAACUUUGAGCAUCCUAGAAUUUACCACAUUUUUGUCACCUGCUUUGUGGGGUCUAUUAGAUACAUCUAAUCUUUACAACUCUCCAGAAUGAAGUAAAUUUUUACAUUUACAUUUUACAUGGCAGGCAAUGGAUAAUGUCAAAACAAAAUAUCAUUAUAGUAUUGCUGCCAUGCAUAUAUUUCCAUAUUUAAGGGAUUUUUGCUUAUCACAUUUUUAAAAAGGUGUAUUACAGUUUUAGUUUUUACAGGUUUGUUGUAUGUAUUUAUAACUUUUUGUAAAUGCUGACAUGCAUGUAAAUAUAUGAUUUUGAAUUAAUUUUUUUAUCACUAGUAUGUAAAUUUGUGCUAGUUGUGAUCACAAUUAAUUUUUUAUUAUACUUUGUAUUCCUACAUUGUCUAAAUGGAAAAUGUAAAUUCUUGUGUAACACUUUAUCUCCAUGUAACUUACAUAAUUUUAAUGCUCAAAGUAUUUAAACAGCAUAUUCUGGAUAUUCAUUACCUUAUAGAUGUAUUUUUGUAUUUUUUGUAUGUACAACUUAACUUGGCCAUCCACUUCAUGUCAUAGUCUAUAGGACAUUCAGAAUUUGUGAUCAAGCAAAUUUUGUAAGUAGUGCUUCAUGGCAUGAUGACAUUUGAAGUAAUUACAUAAUAUUUAAAAAUGGAACCAUUAACCAUGUUACUUCAUUGUCAGUAUUUUACAUUAAAGAUAUGUUUUAUGACAAAACUAUUUCCAUAUAAUUACAUAUAUACAUUAAUCACCAAUUAUUGAAGAAUAAAUUGUGUUGUUACACAUAGUAAUUGUAGA